Molecule: messenger RNA, 1409 nt
Organism: Gekko japonicus
Lineage: Eukaryota; Metazoa; Chordata; Lepidosauria; Squamata; Gekkonidae
Gene: CCNB3
Product: cyclin B3
Exons: 12
Coding region: 68-1315 (415 amino acids)
Biological process (GO): mitotic cell cycle phase transition; regulation of cyclin-dependent protein serine/threonine kinase activity
Cellular component (GO): nucleus; cyclin-dependent protein kinase holoenzyme complex; cytoplasm
Molecular function (GO): cyclin-dependent protein serine/threonine kinase regulator activity
Source: RefSeq, a predicted model, not a curated record
GAUCAAGUAAGGCGAGUGGAGGAUCUGGGUGGUAGCGCUUUGCUUUGGUGGGCUGAAAACAAACAGUAUGCCAGCCCCACGCAAUACCAAGGCGGCAGUCAGCAAGCAACCCUGCCCAGGCAGAGCGCCAGCUGUGGAGAAUGCCCAAGCCAAGAAGGAGGAAAGCUCUCAGGCGAAGCGAUCUCCUUCCUCACCGCAGGGCGCACCCAAGAAACGUUCUGCCUUUGGGGAUAUCACCAAUGCUCACAAGACUCAACACAUAUUGGGAAAGAAGGAGACAGCAAAGGCAGCUUCGAAAAAGGCCCCAAAGGGUUCGGUUGUGCUGGGUGUUGCAAAGAACAAUGAGAUCAACCUUAAAAAGUCAGUGAGCAAAAUUCCCUCUGAGGAUGCACCAACUGAGAAGGUUCCAGCAGAGAAGGCAGAUCCUCCACAGACACCUGCAGAUGAAGUGGCUUUGGUGAAACCAAUUGAGGACAUAGACAAGGUCCAGCAGGAUGAUCCUUAUGCCAGCGCUGAAUAUGCCAAGGAUAUCUUCGACUAUAUGCGGGAGCGGGAGGAGAAAUUCUCGAUCCCAGAUUACAUGGAGAGUCAGCCUGACAUCACCAGGGACAUGCGGGCCAUUCUGGUAGACUGGAUGGUGGAGGUGCAGGAGAACUUUGACCUUACCCACGAGACACUUUACCUGGCAGUCAAACUAAUGGACCACUACCUGGUGAAGGUGACCAGCAUGCGGGACAAGCUGCAGCUCAUUGGCUCCACGGCCAUUCUCAUUGCCUCCAAGUUUGAGGAGCGCUGUCCCCCCUGUGUGGAUGACUUCCUGUACAUCUGUGAUGAUGCUUACAACAGGGAAGAGCUCAUCUCCAUGGAAAUGAGCAUAUUGCAAACGCUCCACUUUGACAUAAAUAUUCCUGUUGCGUACCGCUUCCUCCGCCGGUUUGCCAAGUGCACCCAUGCUACCAUGGAGACCCUGACACUGGCCCGGUUCAUCUGUGAAUUGACUCUGCAGGAAUAUGACUUUGUCCAGGAGAGGGCCUCUCGGUUGGCUGCUAGCUGCCUUCUCUUGGCGCUGAAGAUGAAGAACCUUGAUGGCUGGAAUCCCACACUGGAGUAUUACAGUGGCUACUGUGUCCAAGAUCUUCAGUCAUCCGUUAAGAAGCUGAACUUCCUGUUGACCUAUCAGCAUGAUGAGCGGCUCAAGGCUGUGCGCAGCAAGUAUUCUCAUAGGGUCUUCUUUGCAGUGGCCAAGAUGCCCCCUAUGGAUAUGCUGAAGCUGGAGGACUCUUUGCAAAGGGCCAGCCGGAGGUCUUUGUCAUAAAGCCAGAGCAAUGCAGCUGCUGUGUAAAUACUGUGUAAAUAGAGAAUGACUCUUAGCCCUGAACUCUGUAUAUAACUUUUUUUUUUAAUUGUAG